Messenger RNA from Babesia ovata, 3642 nucleotides. Its product is annotated as SMC N terminal domain-containing protein. The transcript has a single exon. Gene Ontology annotation, cellular component: chromosome. Gene Ontology annotation, molecular function: ATP binding; protein binding; ATP hydrolysis activity. Gene Ontology annotation, biological process: chromosome organization. The coding region runs from base 1 to 3642 and encodes 1213 amino acids. Lineage: Eukaryota; Apicomplexa; Aconoidasida; Piroplasmida; Babesiidae. The record is from RefSeq and is a predicted model, not a curated record.
AUGCAUAUUGAGUCGAUCAUUUUGGAUGGCUUUAAAAGCUACUCCACUCGCACGGUGAUAGGACCGUUAGAUCCGCACUUCAACGCGGUCACGGGACUCAAUGGCAGCGGGAAAUCGAAUGUGCUGGACAGCCUCUGCUUCUGCCUCGGGAUUGCGGACCUCUCCUGCGUGCGUGCGAGCAAAUUGGACGACCUGAUUUACAAGCAAGGGCAGGCGGGAAUCACUAAGGCAACAGUGACGGUCGUGCUAAAUAAUCUCCGGCAGCCGAGUCCGCUGCCGGACGCCUAUCGCAAGAUGCCCGAGGUCACUAUCACCCGUCAAAUCGCACUCGGAGGCCGGAAUCGCUACUUCCUCAAUGGACACCCAUCCACACCGAAGGCCAUUGCCGACUUCUUUCAGUGCGCCCGCAUGAACGUGAACAACCCGCGCUUUCUCAUCAUGCAGGGGCGAGUCACGAAGGUGGUCAACAUGCGGCCGAAGGAGCUCCUCGCGCUUAUCGAGGAGGCGUCGGGCACCCGCAUAUACGAAAACAAGAGGGCCGCGGCGAUGAAGCUCAUUCAGCGCAAGAACCAGAAACUUGAGGAAAUCGACACCAUCGUGAGGGAAGAAAUAGAGCCGCAGAUGAAACGGUUGAAGAACGAUUGCGACGACUACAUCAGGUGGAGCAACGCCAAGGAGGAGGCGGCGAGGCUCGAGCGGUUCGACGUCGCACACAAGUACUGGGUGGCCAAGAACCGGGCCUCGGCUAGCGCGAAGCGUCAAGAGGAGGUCAUCGCCGAAAAGUCCGCAAUGCAGCAGGAUAUAUCGGCUUUAGAGGAAAAGCAUGCACAACUGCAGCUACUAUUCAACGAGAGGCGUGUCGAAAUCGAACGUGGAAAUGGGCCAGUGGCAGCGCUGCAGCAGCAGAGAGACAAUUUGGCAGCCGAUAUCGCAAAAAUAAAGACGGAUGUCACCCUCCUACAGCGCGACGUCGAUGAGCUGCAAAGUGCGGCCCAGGAGGCGAGACAGGACAUCGCAAAUGCAUCAAGUGAUCUUCAUGCGCGACAAAAGGCUUCGCAAGGUGACGCGGAUGCUAUAUCGCAACUGAACGAGACUCUGAAACGGAACAAAGCAAAGGUUGCAGAGCUAGAAGCUGCUCUGGGGUUGGUGACUGCAGCGCCCGGAAAACCUGGCGACAAAACAACCGGAGGCUCCAGGCAGCAUCAGCUGAAGGAUAUGAAAUCCGAACUUGCACGUCUAGAAGCGGAGGAAACGGCAAUUACGAACUUCGUGGGCCACAGUGAGCGUGAAAUUGCCGAGCAAAAGAGCCGUGCCACUGCACUGGCCGCCGAAAUGCGAAACUUCGAGAGAAAUCGAGAGGAAACGCAGUCGCAAAGGGAUAAAGUAGCCGAAAGAUAUGAUGCAGCUAAAGUGGAACUUGAUCGUAAUGGUGGUGAGAGGGCAGUAACUGACAUGGAACGUCGGUUGCGUGACCUCCGUGAGAAACGUGAUCGCACGCGGGAAACGGUUAAUAUGUUAGAAGCGGACCUCAAUAGGUCACGCACCAGAUGUAAUGUACCCUCGCAUCUGGGCAGUAGGAGCAUGACUGAUCUUAACGCACCGUACUAUGGACAGGCUUUUGAGCUCGUGCAUCUCAAGCCAGACCGUCAAGAGCAAGUUGCGCUGCCCGUGCACGUACUCUUUGGGUUCAAACUGUACUACCUAGUUGCACGGGAUAAGGAAUGCGCGAAGGCCAUAUUCGAGCACAACGGACUCGCUAGGCACACAAGGAAAGUCACAGUGCUGCCACUAAACGACGCCAUGGUGGGCAGGGUGGCCUCUGAGCAGGACGUGCAGCACUGCCGCAAACUUGUAGGCGCGGCUGAAAACGAUGCCGAAACCGUAGCGGGGUACAUGGACAUUCUCGACUUUGAUCCCAAAUUCUCCAAACUUGCCAAGUACCUUGCAGGCAGUGCGCUCAUCUGCAGCACAAGCGAGAUCGCACGCAAAAUCGCAUACCAACAAGACCGGUCACGAGCAUUCCCGACUGCAACCUUGCAGGGCGACAAAUUUGAUGUUGGAGGGUCAAUGUCUGGGGGCUCUAAUAGGGGAAUGCACAUGGUACUUCUGGUUGCCAGCCGUCUGCGAGACGCUCAGCAGCAGCUCGACGCCCUUAACACCGAAUAUGCGACCCUACAAGGCGCUUUAAAAACCGCAAAUAAUGCUCUCACUCUGCACGAUGAUUUGAAGAGGCAGCUGGAAAUCUGUAAUAACAACCUCAGGAGCAUCAACGAGCGCAUUGACAGUUUCGCAGCCACCACCGCGAUGCGCCGCGUAGAAGAGCUUCAGAAGGCCAUCGACGUAAAACGUGAAAUGAUGAGUGCGCUAAGCGCCCAAAAGCGUGACCUGGAAAGAAAAAUUCAGGAAUUCGAAGCGGACCUAAUCGAUUGGGAGCAGAACCGUGCAAAGAAGGAAGGCGAGGCAAAGGAACAACUCAAACGUUUGAAAUCCGAAAUUCGGAGAGAUACACAAGCUGUGGAUCAAAUGAGUCAAGCAAUGUCAGUCGUGCAACUCGAACAGGAUAACCUCCAACGCCGGGUGGCCACUGCCGAGGAGGAGCUUCUUCAGAAAACCAAUGCUGCAUCUGCGCUGCUUCAGAAAAUAUCCCAUAUGGAACAGACACUAUCCAGCCACAAUUCGGAGCUAGCCGCACUUGACGGGCAGUUAGCGGAGGCCUCUCGCCAACUCUGGGCUUCCCAGGAUGAGAUCAGUCGAUUACAGCGCGACCUCGAGAGCACCAACCAAAGCAAGACUCAGCUCACCCUGAGUCUCAAGAAACUGGAAUAUACUCUGCAAGAGGUGGAAAAGGAAGAGCAAGAUGCCUUGCUGAUCGCCGAUAAGCUGCUGCGGGACAACCCGUGGAUCGUUGCCGAGGAGGAAAACUUCAAUCGCCGUGGAACCACCUUCGACUUCAGCAACAUCAGGCUGGAAACGGUGACCAAGCGCCUCAAUGAGCUGCAACAGUUGCGACACGACCUUGCACGUCGUGUCAACCGUAAGGCACAACAACUGUACGAGAAGAUGGAGGGCGACUACCGUGACUUGAUGCAGAAGAAACGCAAGGUGGAAGAGGACCGCGACAAGAUUCACAGCGUCAUAGCCGAGCUCGAUGUAAAGAAGCACGAGAACAUAAACGAAAUCUUCCGGACCGUCACGCGCUACUUCGCCGAUAUCUUCCACGUGCUUCUCUCCAACGCCGAGGCGAAGCUGGUGCCCGUUGACGGUGACAUAACCAACGGCAUUGAGAUGAAGGUCGGCUUUAAUGGAGCAUGGAAGAACUCGUUGGCAGAGCUGUCUGGGGGUCAGAGAUCGCUGUUGGCACUGUCUCUAAUUCUCGCGAUGCUCAAAGUCCGGCCGGCGCCCAUCUACAUCCUCGACGAGGUAGACGCCGCCCUCGACCUCAGCCACACUCAAAACAUUGGCAAAAUGAUCAAGACGCAGUUUCCCAACUCACAGUUUCUCAUAGUCAGCCUCAAAGAAGGCAUGUUCUCCAACGCCAACGUGCUGUUCAGGACUCGCUUCGUCGAUGGCGCGUCUACCAUUGUGCGCCACGCCCUACACGAUAAGCAGGGAACAAAGAAGCACAAAGACGGGAAUGGGUAG